CCGCUGGACGUCGACGAACUGGGACGCGCGUCGUGGGCGCUGAUGCACACGAUCGCGGCGUAUUACCCACAAAAACCGACGCACGCGCAGCGCGUGCAAGCGCGACGGUUCUUCGACGCGCUGGGAGACCUGUACCCGUGCGCGACGUGCAGGGCGGAUUUGCGAGCCGACGUCGACGCGCACCCGCCGAGGUGCGAAUCGCGCGAGGCGCUGGCGAAGUGGGUGUGCGAGCGACACAACGUCGUGAACGAGAAGCUCGGGAAGGCGAAAAUGUCGUGC
Messenger RNA from Ostreococcus lucimarinus CCE9901, 279 nucleotides. RefSeq lists its product with no specific name. The transcript has a single exon. Gene Ontology annotation, molecular function: flavin-dependent sulfhydryl oxidase activity; flavin adenine dinucleotide binding. NCBI's taxonomy places the organism in Eukaryota, Viridiplantae, Chlorophyta, Mamiellophyceae, Mamiellales, Bathycoccaceae. The record is from RefSeq and is a predicted model, not a curated record. The annotation marks the transcript as partial. Gene Ontology annotation, cellular component: mitochondrion.